Messenger RNA from Cantharellus anzutake, 426 nucleotides. RefSeq lists its product as uncharacterized. Gene Ontology annotation, cellular component: nucleus. NCBI's taxonomy places the organism in Eukaryota, Fungi, Basidiomycota, Agaricomycetes, Cantharellales, Hydnaceae. The annotation marks the transcript as partial. The record is from RefSeq and is a predicted model, not a curated record. The transcript has a single exon.
CGGAGACUCGUGCAAUUUUGGCGUCGUCAGGAUGGGGCCGACGUUCAUCUCGCUUUCAAGUCUAUUCCACCUGAGGAGUACCAACCCACGUCGAUCGUGGUGUCCUGCAUCUAUAGGGACGAUGCGGACGAAUGCUUUAUUACUUCAGUCGAUCUCAUCUACCUACUCGAGAUGAUCAUUGAUUCUCCUUUCAGCAUCGAGGAAAAGAAUCGGAUCCGACGCAAUCUAGAAGGUUUCAAGCCUCAAACGGUAGUGAAGAGCAAGCCAGGAAAAGGGAUUGACUCCUUCUUCGCUCUUAUUAUGGGAUUCGGAGAACCUAAACCUCGGAAUAUUGAGAAGGACUUGAAAGUUUUUCCAUGGAAGAUCAUUCCAACCGCUCUAGAGAAAGUGAUCAAGAAAUAUGUAAGUAGCGUGGUGUUUUGUUAA